Molecule: messenger RNA, 2124 nt
Organism: Malaclemys terrapin pileata
Lineage: Eukaryota; Metazoa; Chordata; Testudines; Emydidae
Gene: PLTP
Product: phospholipid transfer protein
Exons: 15
Coding region: 463-2004 (513 amino acids)
Biological process (GO): phospholipid transport; high-density lipoprotein particle remodeling; ceramide transport
Molecular function (GO): phosphatidylcholine binding; phosphatidylglycerol binding; diacylglycerol binding
Source: RefSeq, a predicted model, not a curated record
GGGCCGGCGGCGCACAGCACCCCCCCCAGCUCGGCCGGGCUCCCCCCGGGCAGCUCACACACCCCGCCCCGCUGCCCUUGUCCCUCCCCCGGCCCCUCUUGGGCUGCGCAUUGAGACCCCUGGCGAGGGGGCCCCGGGGGCCCGGCCCGGGAAGCGAAGUGACCUGCAUGGGAGGAAGGGGAGCCAGUCACAGGGGGCCACCAAGGGAGCGUCUGGGCAGGAUGCCGGAGGGUCUGGCCAAGGCUCCCUGCCAGGGGGAGGGGACCACGGCACUUGGGGGGCUCCCAGGGUCCUGGGUGAGAGUCUAUUAGCAAUGGAUGGUAAUGGGCUAGGAGGCCUCCUUCACCCUGGCCGCCCGCGCCCACCUGGGGAGCCGGGCGCACUGGCAUCUCCCCCCAGCGGGAAGGCGCAGUGACGCGGUCUCCCAGCCCUGCUCUGGUCUCCCCCAGGACGAGACGUGCCAUGGCUCCGUGCAGCCUCCUGCUUCUGCUGCUGCCCUGGCUGGUCACUGCAGGGCGAGCUGCUACCCCUGGGUGCAAGAUCCGGAUCACCUCCAAGGGCCUGGAGCUGGUGAAGCAGGAAGGGCUGCGCUUUGUGGAGCAGGAGCUGGAGCACAUCAGCAUCCCUGACCUGCAUGGGAAGGAAGGGCAAUUCCAGUACAACAUCAGCGGGGUGAAGGUGACGGACCUGCAGCUGGCGCUCUCCAACCUGCACUUCCGGUCCCCGCAGCACCUCGCCUUCAACAUCAACAACGCCUCCAUCAGCCUGCGCUUCCGGCGCCAGCUGCUCUACUGGUUCUUCUACGAUAUUGGCUCCAUCAACGCCUCUGCCGAAGGCGUCAACAUCCGCACCCGGCUGAAGCUGUCCAUGGACAAGGUCGGGCGCCUCAAGAUCUCCAACAUCUCCUGCAACGCCUCCAUUGCCAGGAUGCAGACAGGUUUCACGGGCACACUCAGGAAGGUCUAUGAAUUCCUGUCUACCUUCGCCACCACAGGAAUACGCUUCCUUGUCAACCGGCAGAUCUGCCCAGCGCUGCGCUACGCGGGGCUUGUGCAGCUGAACUCGCUGCUGGACACCGUGUCGGUGCGCAGCCCGGUGGACGAGCACAUCAGCAUCGAUUACUCCCUCCUCAGCAACCCCGUCGUCUCCCCUGACACCCUCGAUCUGGACUUCAAGGGCAUGUUCUACUACCGGUGGAACGAGACGCUGGCGAACCAGGCGGUGGCACCAGUGAUCAAGGAGACGGAGCGCAUGGUCUACGUGGCUUUCUCCGAGUACUUCUUCAACUCUGCCAUGGAUGCCUACUACCAGGCGGGGGUGCUGAGCAUGGAGAUUGCAGGGGAGGAGGUGCCCAAGGAUCUGGAGGUUUUGCUGAGAGCCUCGUUCUUCGGAAGCAUCAUCAUGCUGAGCCCCGCUGUGGUGGACGCGCCCCUGAAGCUGGUGCUGCAGGUGUCGGCUCCUCCACUCUGGACAAUCAAGCCCUCGGGCACCUCCGUCUCGGUCAUUGCCGUCCUUAACAUCUCCCUGGUGCCCGUCGACCAUCCCGCCAUCCAGCUCUCCAGCAUGACCAUGGACGCCAAGCUGAGUGCCAAGAUGUCUUUGCGAGGGAAAGCGCUGCAGGUGCAGUUGGAUCUGCGAAGGUUCCGGAUCUACUCCAAGCAGUCGGCACUGGAGUCCCUGGCGCUCUUCCCAUUGCAGGCCCCCCUGAAGACACUGCUGCAGCUGAUGAUCAUGCCCAUCCUUAAUGAGAGGACAAAGAAGGGCGUCCCGAUCCCCCUGCCUGAGGGCAUGGACUUCACCAAGGAGGUAGUCACCAGCCAUGUGGGAUUCAUCACGGUGGGGGCAGAUCUCCAUUUCUCCCAGGGACUUCGGGAGGUGAUUGAGAAAUACCAGCCUGCCCGGGCCGGCCGCCUGCCGAGCCCGGAACCAACAGCGCCAACUGGCUCUGACCCUCCCCUGCCGAGUUCCUUCAACACUACGGCGCCCCAGGCCAGCCUUCUCUAGAAAGCGCCCACCGGCUCGGCCUGCGCCGGGGCGAUGGCAGGAGCUAGCCCCUGGCUGGAGCAGCUCGGGGAAGCAGGGCAGCAGUUGCACUGUGACACUAAUAAACAGGGUUAGACACGG